This is a messenger RNA of Erigeron canadensis, 922 nucleotides long. RefSeq names its product ADP-ribosylation factor-like protein 8a. NCBI's taxonomy places the organism in Eukaryota, Viridiplantae, Streptophyta, Magnoliopsida, Asterales, Asteraceae. The transcript has 6 exons. Gene Ontology annotation, molecular function: GTPase activity; GTP binding. Gene Ontology annotation, biological process: protein transport. The record is from RefSeq and is a predicted model, not a curated record. The coding region runs from base 168 to 722 and encodes 184 amino acids.
GGAACAUCUUAUUAAAUACUCAUACCUAUAGCUGUACAAUCCCCAUUUUAAAAUCCUUCUAUUUAUCUAUCGAAAUUGAGAGUCAAAAUUUGUUGUUAAAAAAAGUCAAAUUCAAAUCGAUAGAGUUUUAGUUCAAUUGAAUUGUAAUAGCAAUAAUAAUAAUAAUAAUGGGGAUAUGGGAAGCUUUUAUGAAUUGGCUCAGAAGCCUAUUCUUUAAGCAAGAAAUGGAGCUUUCUUUGAUUGGACUCCAGAAUGCUGGCAAAACUUCACUUGUUAAUGUUGUUGCUACCGGCGGAUAUAGUGAGGACAUGAUUCCUACAGUUGGAUUUAACAUGCGCAAGGUAACUAAAGGGAAUGUAACAAUAAAGUUGUGGGAUCUUGGAGGUCAACCCCGGUUUCGCAGUAUGUGGGAGAGAUACUGUCGUGCAGUAUCUGCCAUUGUUUAUGUUGUGGAUGCUGCAGAUCAUGAUAAUUUGAGCACCUCAAAGGGUGAACUCCAUGAUCUGCUGAGCAAAUCGUCCUUGAGUGGUAUACCUUUGUUGGUUUUGGGCAAUAAAAUUGACAAGGCUGGUGCCCUCUCUAAGCAAGCUUUGACUGAUCAGAUGGAUUUGAAGUCUAUUACAGAUCGAGAAGUGUGUUGCUUUAUGAUCUCGUGUAAGAACUCAACAAACAUCGAUUCAGUCAUCGAUUGGCUUGUGAAGCAUUCAAAAUCCAAAAGUUAAGGAUCAAGCUUGAAAAAAAGUGGAUUUUAUUUGUGCUGAUUUUUGGGUUGAAUUUGCCAAAUCUGAAUGUGGAAUAGAGGGAUGGGUAUUUUAGUGAGUUUACAUAUCAGUGUCUCCUGAUCAUAUACCUUUGUCCUCUGUACACUUUCUUUGUAUAUUUUUUCAUCCAUUUCUAUUGAUGUUCUAAACAGUUGUUUCAA